UACAGCCAGUAGAGAGUGGUCCAUAGGCCCUCAAAAGCUUUAUCUUCGAGAUGGGAUUUUCAUUUUCAACCCGAUGGACUGCCAUAUGGUUCGAAUGAUGGGAGUCAAUUGUAUGAAUCUUCUACAUCUCCAAACAGCAAAGAAAGCAGGGGGUGGGUGAGGAGAAACCUUCUUUACAAUCAUCAAUAUUCUGCAUCUGAUGGUGCGGGGACCUUUUUAAGUAGUCCAUCUGACAUUUCUCAGGGUCCACAGUGGACACCUCCAGUAAUACAAGAAAUCACUCUCGAUGAUUAUGAAACUGCAAUGAGAAGAGAUCAUGUUGGUGGGCAAUUACCCUUCACUUCUAUUGGUGAGGGGACUUCAACAAAUGCAGAUACUGGAGUCUCCACUUCAUCUUAUUCGGACAGUAGUGAGUCUGAGCCCAUGUUCAAGCAAUGGUUGUCAUCUCAUCGUAACGUUUCAAGUCGGUAUUGCUUUUUGUCCAAACCUAUUCACCCCUUGUCCUUUCCCAUGGAGACUCUACCACAGAAGCCUUGGACUCUACAGUUGCAGGGCUUUCAGAUGAAACAGUCACACCACAAAGAGAUACCCAAAGCUGGAGCAGUGUUAGCAGCAGCAAUGAUAUUGCAGAUAUUUUCGAGCCAUUUGUACCUUUGAUGUUUAAUUGAUCAUGUAUCCCAUCUAGUGGUUUUAAAUGUGAUUUGUGCGAGAGGUAUCUCUCACAGAGAUCGCCUUGGAGUGCUCGUAGGAUUGUAAGAAGUAGUGACAUGCCUGUUGCCAGGGUCCUUUCAUGCGGGCACACUCUCCAUGCAGAAUGUUUGGAGCAUACAACACAAAA
Hibiscus syriacus is the source of this 838-nucleotide messenger RNA. RefSeq lists its product as uncharacterized. The coding region runs from base 304 to 657 and encodes 117 amino acids. Lineage: Eukaryota; Viridiplantae; Streptophyta; Magnoliopsida; Malvales; Malvaceae. The transcript has 3 exons. The record is from RefSeq and is a predicted model, not a curated record.